Messenger RNA from Bipolaris sorokiniana ND90Pr, 761 nucleotides. RefSeq lists its product as uncharacterized. Bases 111 to 440 code for a protein of 109 amino acids. The transcript is spliced from 4 exons. Lineage: Eukaryota; Fungi; Ascomycota; Dothideomycetes; Pleosporales; Pleosporaceae. The record is from RefSeq and is a predicted model, not a curated record.
ACACCGCUGCUACGAACAACUCACUGCCAACACCUCAAUCGCUUUUGGGAGUAUCGAAUCAACUCAUUGCGACUCUUGGGAAUUGAACACGAAUCCUUGAAGCCUUCAACAUGUCCGCUCAGCCAGACAACCAGCAGAUGGAGGGUGUCCAGGACCCCACUACCGACGUGAAGGGCAAGGGCAAGGCUCAGGAGGGCGAGGUGAUGGAAGAGUCCAUGGAUGAUGACUCCAGCGAUGAGUCUGGUGCCGAGGAUCAGGUCGGUGAACCCGAAGAGCCCGAUGAGGACAACAUGGAGGAGAUUGAGACAUCCAACAUCAUAAGCAGCCGCACGCGCGGUAAGAACAUCGACUUCAGCAAGGCCAACCAGGAGCUUGAGGGCGACGACGACGAGGAUGACGACGAGGACUUUGUCGACCCUGAUGACCAGAUGAAGGAUUAAGGGGGAUAUGUGCAAAAACUCUCUUCUUUGUCUCUUGUCACCCUUUGCGCAAACAACACACAUUUCGGUAUGGAAGUUCGGGUUGAAUCUUGACAUACACACACAAAGAACAUGCUAGGUGGCAGAGAGAGGAAUCUGGGUCGACACUUGGAGUCUAGGCGCGCGUACCCUUCGUUGCGAGGCGGAUGGUGGGGCGACGCGAGACCCUGUGUUUUGACGCGCAACCACUGCGCGACAUGGACAAUGUAUUGGAUACUCUGCGUCUGCCAUAGCAUCAACGUAAAAUGAUGAAUGAAAAUGAAUGAUAUAUGAUCGUUUCGC